AUGGCUUGGGAUGGUAACCCACUCACUUCCUGUCUAUGUACAGGAACCAAAUGGUGUGGGGCUGGAGAUCUAGCCGACAACUACUUCGACCUGGGAGUGGAAGCCAUGCUAGACAAGUGCUGUAGGACCCAUGAUCUCUGUCCUGUAAAGGUGCGGGCCUACACAUCACGGUACAAUCUCACAAACAACUCGUUGUAUACCAAGUCCCACUGCACUUGCGAUGCCAUUCUCCUGCAGUGUCUCAAGGACGCUCAACACUCUACAGCGGACAUCAUGGGGAACAUCUACUUCAACCUGCUCAAGGUGCCUUGUGUACGACAGGGCAAGGACAGGACUACCUUCCAGCCAGCAGAGCGUUACGACAACCCCAUCAUCCGGGGGUAGAAAACAGGGACCAGUGUUGUGCUAAGGGCUGUGACUUUUGGAAACCGAACUUAUAGAAUUUCUCGUCGUUUUUAAAUUUCGUAUAGCGUGAACACUGAAAGUUAAAACAUUUCGGUUCAGUAAAGACAUCAUUUCGUAAAUAGAUCAUAGAACUUCAGCAGCUUCAUUAGGUGCUAUAGAUUAGUUUUAAAAUCGUUGACUGCAGGAAGGUUUUAUGUUUUAUAUCUUAGGGUCCACAGACCAGAUUGAAAAACAAACCGUACAUAAUGAAUUACGAUGUUCAUAAUCAAUAAGUCUUGAUGAUAAAAAUGUUCGGUAGUCAUGAAUUUUCAGUUUGUUUUUUUUAUUAAGCAUAAACUUUCUGCAUGAAUUUGGAAACCAAUUUUUCCUGAAUUGACAACAUAAAACUAGUCUAAAAUAUCUUUUUUUAUAAACUUGAUUAUUUUAAUUACUUAUAUACAAUUCAUUAAUUUAUAGCUAAUUUUUAUACUAACUAUUAGAUGAUUUUGGGAUCCUCGACUUAAUAAUAGCACACGACGAAGAGUUAAAUAAUUUAAACAUAAGUCAAACUCC
Homalodisca vitripennis (glassy-winged sharpshooter) is the source of this 957-nucleotide messenger RNA. Its product is annotated as group 3 secretory phospholipase A2-like. The transcript has 2 exons. Bases 1 to 384 code for a protein of 127 amino acids. NCBI's taxonomy places the organism in Eukaryota, Metazoa, Arthropoda, Insecta, Hemiptera, Cicadellidae. The record is from RefSeq and is a predicted model, not a curated record. Gene Ontology annotation, biological process: phospholipid metabolic process; arachidonate secretion.